Messenger RNA from Alosa alosa (allis shad), 4221 nucleotides. It is a transcript of the gene ppp2r5ea, whose product is annotated as protein phosphatase 2, regulatory subunit B', epsilon isoform a. Gene Ontology annotation, biological process: signal transduction; protein dephosphorylation. The record is from RefSeq and is a predicted model, not a curated record. Gene Ontology annotation, molecular function: protein phosphatase activator activity. The coding region runs from base 553 to 1992 and encodes 479 amino acids. Lineage: Eukaryota; Metazoa; Chordata; Actinopteri; Clupeiformes; Clupeidae. Gene Ontology annotation, cellular component: cytosol; nucleus; protein phosphatase type 2A complex. The transcript has 14 exons.
UCCUCUGUUAUGAGCAAGUAACCAGCUACCAUGUAUUUGAGGUUGAAAUAUUCACAAUAGAGUGAUGAAACCUCAUUUUUGGCGGAAAUUAAAAGGGAUAAAAUACAUUUAAGUAGAUUUGACGAGUGCCGCACAAUUAGAUGGAUUCCGCGCAACUGGGAUGUAUCUAGAAGUCUUUGUCGGGAUAACACGGACCCCUCCGAAUGCUGUUAUUCAUGCAGUCUCAGACUAGGAGGAUUAUUUCGUCUGGUUAGCCAACUAGCUAGUCAGCUAGCUCGCUAAUGUUGGCUUGCCAGAGGUUGGUUCACUGGCUGGCCGGUAAGCGUGAACUGUGUCAUACCAAAAGGACAAGAUAACUAUUUUAGAAUUAUCUUUGUCCCGUGAAGAAGCAAGCUGCAGAGACCCCCUAAUUAGGCGUUAGCUAGCUGUCCAGCUAGCUAGCUAGCUAGCUAACAUCCUCACACGGGACUGCUCAAUACAAGUAGUAGCUAGCUGACGACGAGCUAACUACCACCCCCACACGCCAUCGACAACAAAAAAAUCAAGAGGGCCAUGUCGUCCACGCCAGCUGGACCGCCGUCGGUGGACAAGGUGGACGGCUUCACCCGCAAGUCUGUGCGGAGAGCCCGGCAGAGGAGGGCCCAGAGCUCCUCUCAGUUCCGCACUCAGGACAAGCCCAUUGAGCUGACCCCCUUACCACUGCUCAAAGAUGUAUCAGCUCAGGAGCAGCCGGAGCUGUUUGUCAAAAAGCUGCAGCAGUGCUGCGCUCUCUUUGACUUCAUGGACACGCUGUCCGACCUCAAGAUGAAGGAGUACAAGCGCUCCACGCUCAACGAGCUUGUGGACUACGUCACCGUCAGCCGCGGCUACCUGACCGAACAGACCUACCCUGAAGUGGUCAAGAUGGUGUGCUAUAACAUCUUCCGGACUCUUCCUCCCAGUGACAGCAAUGAGUUUGACCCCGAGGAGGACGAGCCCACACUGGAGGCCUCCUGGCCUCACUUACAGCUGGUCUACGAGUUCUUCAUCCGCUUCCUGGAGAGCCAGGAGUUUCAGCCCAGUGUGGCCAAGAAGCACAUAGACCAGAAAUUUGUCCUGCAGCUGCUGGAGCUGUUUGACAGUGAGGACCCUCGGGAGAGGGACUGUCUGAAGACUGUGCUGCACAGAAUCUACGGCAAGUUCCUGGGCCUGCGUGCCUUCAUCCGCAAACAGAUCAACAACAUUUUCUUAUGUUUUGUCUACGAGACGGAGCACUUCAACGGUGUGGCCGAGUUGCUGGAGAUCCUGGGCAGUAUCAUCAAUGGCUUUGCCCUUCCACUGAAAGCCGAACACAAGCAGUUCCUGGUCAAAGUCCUGCUGCCACUGCACACUGUCAAGAGCCUGUCACUCUUCCACGCACAGCUGGCCUAUUGUAUUGUACAAUUCUUAGAAAAGGACCCAACGUUAACAGAGCCAGUAAUCAGAGGCUUGCUGAAAUUCUGGCCCAAAACGUGCAGUCAGAAAGAGGUGAUGUUUCUGGGCGAGUUGGAGGAGAUUCUGGACGUGAUCGAACCCACCCAGUUUGUCAAGAUCCAGGAGCCACUCUUUAAGCAGAUCUCCAGAUGUGUGUCCAGCCCCCACUUCCAGGUGGCAGAGCGUGCACUCUACUACUGGAACAACGAGUACAUCAUGAGUCUGAUCGAGGAGAACUCCAACGUCAUCCUGCCCAUCAUGUUCGCUAGUCUCUACCGCAUCUCCAAAGAGCACUGGAACCCGGCAAUCUCUGCUUUAAUCUACAACGUGCUCAAGGCCUUCAUGGAGAUGAACAGCACUUUGUUUGAUGAGCUUGCCGCUACCUACAAAGCAGAUCGCCAAAGGGAGAAGAAGAAGGAGAAGGAUCGCGAGGAGCUAUGGCGACAGCUGGAGGAGCUGGAGCUGCGGAGGGCCAUCCAGAACAGCGACGCCUCCUCCUCCACCUCCACCGCCGCUGCCGCCCCAGUCAUCCCCACCUAACACCGCAGCGGCAGCGGUGCCCUGCCCUCAGCCUUCCUCCACCCUCCUCUCCCUCACCUUCAGCUCCUCCGCCUCCCAACCAACAGGGAGACGAUGGAGGGAUGGAUGGAAGGGGAGAGAGCGAGAGAGAGAGCGAGAGAGAGGGGGGGAGGGAGGGAGGAAGGAAGGAAGGAAGGAAGGAAGGAAGGAAGGAAGAGAGCGAAAGAAACGUCUCACCUCAUACCUUGCUCCUUACUUUACUGUAGAGUUCCACUGCACUCACAUCAACCCCCCCACACACCCCCUUUUUGAUUUUGUGUCUCAAUAGCACUGUAAAUAUUUUUAUCCUCUUGUUUUAUCCUCCUGAUUACAAUUACACUGAAAGGAAAAUGAAAAUUACCAAAAAAAAGAAGGAACCACAUUGAAAAAAAAAAUACAACUUAACAAGCUAAAGAAUUGUGUAUACCUGUGGGGAGAAGAGACUUGAAAUGCACUCCAUUUGGGGUAUUUUGUUUUUGUUUUUAUUUUGGAGUCUAGUAAAAAGCGAGUGAUGAAAUGAAUGAUUUUACUUGUAAGAAGAUAAUCAGCCUCGAUGGAUCGAUGUCGGGGAUGGCCUCUUACUGUCCUCCUCCUCCGGAGGUCCAGUCUUAUCUUUUGUUUUGUCCCUCUUUUUGUUUGUCUUUUGUUGAAUUAUUUGCAAAGAAAGGGACCGUAGAAACCUCCUCCUCUUUCAAAGCCAGCAGCUACAAAGAGGAAUCUGAUGCCUCGCUCACCAAUUCUCCAAAAUGGCCUCUUGGCAAAGGUUUUUUUUUUUUUUUUUUUUGUCUCGUUUGUUUGUUUUCCGUCUAUUUCAACAGUAAACACAGACCUCUGUCCCUCCUGGGCUGGGCAACGAUAAACAGUUGAACAAAUCAAAGAAAGUGACGGAAGAUGACCGAAGUCGUCCCAUCGGUUGCUUUGCUUCCUUCACUCGACCAACGGCUCCGCUCCCUUCUGCGUCAGCAGACUUUUGUAAAGAACCAGCAUUUUUCUUCCGAAGACCUCCAGACCAACAGCACUUCUCACCUCACCUCUCCUCAACUCCACCCCACUUCGAGUCCUCAACCGUAUCCACAUCCAUGGUUGGUGCUAGUCAGGCACUGGCAUCUUCCCGGCCAACUUCGAAAUAAGGUGUCUCCACCCCCCCCACCCCCCCAAACCAAUCGCACCCAGGUUUCCUCCCUCAUCCCUUGAAGGAGUUUUAUUUUUCUAUAUAUGUUGGAGAAAAGAAAAAAACAAUAACAGCUAGGCAGUGACCUGGUUUGUGUUCUAACAUGUUAAUCCUUAUCCCUCUUGUGGGAGAUCCCUGACAACUCCAUAGAUAUGUGGAUGUGUGUGUGUGUGUGUAAUCACCCUUUACACAUUUGAGAGCUGUCCCUGCAGCCCCCUCCAACCAGACAGGGGGGGCCCUGUGGUUGACAUGGACUCUUAACGAAUCUGGGCGGUGCAUAGUGUGUUAUUCGCAAUUCCUUUCAAUAGUGUUUUCUAAGAUGGACUUUUCAAAAGCUUAGAGGUCGGGGAGGGAGUCCUUUCUAGAGGCUAGGUCUACAUUUGAAUUGUCUCAAGGGGGCUUGGCUCUUGCCUGACUAGUGAGUUGACCAGUUCCUUGACUGGUCUGUUUGUUGUCCCUUCAUGAAACCCUCCAGGGUGAUGGACAGAAGAAAAGCCAGCAUAGUAGGGGGACCACCAGGACUUGGGUUUGGAGAUGGUUGCAUCAUACCGCAGAAGUCCGUAAACCAGAUGUAAAAUGAUAAUUAAAUACGGGGAGCCAGUGUUUUGCAAGGAAGAGUGUAUGAGAGCACUUAACAUUGAAUGGUAUCCAGCAUAUUUUGAGAGAUUUUUUUUUUUUUGUCUUUCCUGAGGGAUGUGGUGUUUCAAGGAAAAAAAAACGAAAACAAACAAGUUUUAUUUUAUUUUUGUGUUUUAUUUUAUUUUUUUUGUAACAGAGAGUGUGUGUGUGUGUGCGUGUGUGCGCCCUUACUUCAGCUCAGUUUUCAGUCUUACUCCUUUGUUUCUGUAUCCCAACCAACCCGACCCCUCCUCUUUUCUCCCACAUUUCGCUGUUUUGUGACGGCCCUGGUUUGAUAUGAUUUAAAUAUGACAAAAAUAAUAAUGAAAUUAAGAUUUUAAAGGGUUGGAAGUGCAAAAGCAAAAGAAAAAAAAUAUUUUAAAAAGUCAAGAAAUAAGAAAUAAAACUUGUUUUGCGAUAAA